Fonsecaea erecta is the source of this 1473-nucleotide messenger RNA. RefSeq lists its product as hypothetical. The coding region runs from base 1 to 1473 and encodes 490 amino acids. The transcript has 2 exons. The record is from RefSeq and is a predicted model, not a curated record. Lineage: Eukaryota; Fungi; Ascomycota; Eurotiomycetes; Chaetothyriales; Herpotrichiellaceae.
AUGGCUGAUCGUUACAUUACUUUUGAAGAUCUUCCUACCCCUCCUUCAUCCCGCAAGAUGUUGCUCAACAACGCUCACCUGCCCUCCGACCAGGAGCAAUCACAAAAGCCUGACGAGAUGUUGCUCGGUGCUGCUGGCGUGCCGUCGGACGACCAACAGUCACAAGAUCCUGAUGAUGAGAUCCUACUCCGUGCUCCGGAGGUGCUCUCACUUCAACAACAACCACAAGAGCCCGAUAACGAGAUGUUAUUAGACAAUACUAACGUGAACCGGUAUCAUCAGCAAGCACGGGCCUCUGAUGUGGACUCUGAUCAGCAGGAACAACAAGAACGAUUGAUCUACCCGCUCACUGUGGACAACUUGGAGUUUCUUCAGGAAGUGAUAGGGGCUUACUCUACCGACCCACAAAUUAUCUACACCGCUCGCAACAAAGCUCGUAACACAACGCAAGCGGCGGUAUUACCGGCGACCCCCCAGGAUCCUACCAAGACAUCAUCGGCUCCAGAAGCUCGUUAUCGGUACGAUACUCUUCAAAAUGCCAGAGUCUUCAUUUACCGCGUCCAGAUUCCAGAUGAUCUCCAGCCGGGGCUGAAUGCCGUCUUCCAUCGUAAGAUAACUAGCAAGAGGGGAAGUCAGAUUGCUGAGCUAGCGAAGGCUGCAUCCGGUAAACUCGUUCGCACCAUGGGAAGCAACAGAGAAGAGGAUGAGUCCGUCGAGGUGAUUAUUCAGGCGCUCGCGGCACUGGACGCAGACAAGGGCCUCAAUAUGGUCAGAAAAGCUGAUUGGAAGGUAGGGAACAAACCAAGUCCUCCAGUACCGGAGAUUAAUCUCGGCGUCUUUCAGGAUCAAGUUGAGAAUGAGGCUGGUCGUCCUGUUGCAACAUCUCACACUGGUGGGUCUGGCGGACAGCGUGACAAUAUCGAGACUCCUCGUCCUCAUUGUACAAUCGGUCUUCGGCACGCCGCACUCGAAGACGCUUUAUCAAAGCUGGGGAUCACGCCGUCCGAGACCAAAGAUAUCCUGACCAGAUUGCAACGCAAAUACAACAUUUCCACGGAUCCCACUGGAAAGGAUGCUCUGUUUCCAAUCCUUGUCGUUGAAGGAGAGGCACAAGGCACUGGCAAGACAAUGUUCGAAGCUGAGAACCAAGCUGCGACAGCCGGCAGGCGCAUGAUCAAGCUUUUCCGACAGCUCAGCUACGUCUCCAGCCGGUGGAUGCAUGAGAUCAAACCUUUCUAUUUCUCUGUUGUCGUGCAAGGGCCUCAUAUCCAACUCUCAAUCCAUUUCCCCAUCACGAGGGGCAGCACAACGGAGUAUCACAUGUAUCCCUACUACGCGUGCAACGCUGUCAACGAGUACUCUCUGAAAGUCUUCCUCUUGAUUGCAGAGAACAUUCUGUGGUGGAACCAGAAUACAUUCCGGGCUGAGGUGGCGGAUCGGUUGUUCGUGAUGGCUCAAGUGGGCGCUCUCUAG